CCUGUAUCAAUGAACUUUAUUGUGUGUGGUAGCGUAACAUUAUAAUACAACCACAAAGGGCGCGAAGAAAUCUUUUAUGCUGCACAAUUAUCAACAUUUAAUUUUUCAGAUUUAAAUCUAUUUUUGCAAAAUGGCUUUUGUAUACCAAGGUGAUCCGGAUCUGGAAGCGAAAACUAAAAAAGCGGUCGAGCGUAUUUCAGAGAAUAUGCACAUAGUGGCUAAUGAGCCGUCAUUAGCUCUGUUUAGACUGCAGGAACAUGUUAGGAAGGCAUUACCGCCAAUGAUUGAAAGAAGAGUUGAAGUCACAAAGCUACAACAUGAAUUACAAGGAAGGUGCUAUGAUGUAGAGUAUGCUCUAGGUGCAGUUAAAUCAAUGGAUGGUGCAGCUAACAGCUUUACGAACAUUCAGGAAAUGUUGAAGCAAUCUAUAUUUUUAAAACAACAAUUAAAAUAUGAAGAGGCUAGGAGAAAUAAAAAAGAUACAAAUUCAGUUUAUAAACGUCUAUCUGCUCAUAUAGUGCUUGAUUUGCCUGAUUUGUCAGAAUUCUCUAUGGUUCGAGAAACCACAAAUAGAAUAGAAAACAUGAUGGCACAUGCCAGAAGUUCCACCUCUGAGUUGCAAAGAUCACACACUACACUUCAUUAAUAUACUAACAGGUAUUGGGUUUAUUUAGUAACUAAAGAUGGCCGAGUUUUUUAGGUUUAUUUGUUU
This is a messenger RNA of Diatraea saccharalis (sugarcane borer), 712 nucleotides long. The record is from the annotation of a GenBank genome assembly. NCBI's taxonomy places the organism in Eukaryota, Metazoa, Arthropoda, Insecta, Lepidoptera, Crambidae.